Messenger RNA from Zychaea mexicana, 735 nucleotides. RefSeq lists its product as uncharacterized. The transcript is spliced from 4 exons. The record is from RefSeq and is a predicted model, not a curated record. Lineage: Eukaryota; Fungi; Mucoromycota; Mucoromycetes; Mucorales; Lichtheimiaceae. The coding region runs from base 1 to 375 and encodes 124 amino acids.
AUGCCCCUUCCUUUUACGGUUUGCUCCUUCUUUUUUAAUCUCUUAUCGAUAAUUUUGGCUCAAAAGCUGGUAUACGGCAGCCAGAAAUCGAGCAAUGCUGUCCUCAAAGUGCCAGCUGAAUCGGUAUCAAGCUGCUGGUCAUCCACCGCCUACUGUACAAGAAACACUGAAGACGAUGACGGUUACGAUGAUAACGACAUAAUCGACGAGUCAUCGGAUCGCGAUCUUGUAGCUGCAAUUGACGGUCAGAUUGUGCUGCUGGCAACGUUAGAUGGGUAUAUCAAUCGUAUUGUAUUUAAUGAAACAAGGGUCCUGAACAGGAGUACAUUAAAGGGACGUAUUAAGCUUAACCGCCAAAUUCAUCGUUUGCAUUAGACAAGGAUAGCAAAUACUAAACCGUUUUACAUCCGCCCGCUUUAUUCUCUGAAAGUCAAAGUUAUAUGUUACUUCGAAAGGGACUCCAUCCAAUAUCUGUGUUCUGUUACUGUAUGUGUGUUGACUUAACCGGUACAGGAAUAGGCUCCAAUCUACGUGGACGACCUCGACGCGGCGGCCGCAAGAUGAGCAAUAGACAUACACUCUCUUAUCCGGUGUUAUUGCAGGACUUAUAUAGAGCAAGUCAGACUUGCUUUUCCUGUUUUUGCCCAUUGCUUAUGCCGACAGCUACUAAAGCUACAUAUGACAGUGAAAUCAAGACAGUGAAAGUUUAUGACGCUCUCCAAUAUGUCAAUCCGG